Messenger RNA from Epinephelus lanceolatus (giant grouper), 3096 nucleotides. RefSeq lists its product as uncharacterized. The record is from RefSeq and is a predicted model, not a curated record. NCBI's taxonomy places the organism in Eukaryota, Metazoa, Chordata, Actinopteri, Perciformes, Serranidae.
UAAAAAAUGGGGUGUCAAUAUUUCAGAGUAAACCUAUUUGAACCUAGAUAGAGUAUUUUCAACUAUAUGGGGAGUAAACCCACUCUAAGAGUAUAGUUAAAGUCAGUGUUAAAUCCUGCAGACAUGCGGUGUUACUUUAACUCGACAGAGUGAUGAUUACGCGCUAGUCGUGACGUCUUGAACGCUCCGGCGGCACACGGAGGAGGUUAGUCUGGAGCAGGCCUGGAGUCGUGCCAUGGUCGGUAAUCAAGCAGAAGUGAGUAAGAAGUGUGGACCGUAGUUGAAUAUGCUGCUGCGUGUGUCAUUCGGUGGGGAGCAGAAGUAUGUUAGGCUGUCUGACCUAACAUUGGAUGCCUUCAUGAAAGAAGUGUGUCUCAAAUUUAACAUACCAGAAGGUAGGCAGCCAGAUAUGAAGGUAUUUGACCAAUCUGACACAGAAGUUGACGGAGAGGUCUUUGAAGAAAUAGUGAAGGAGUCACCUGGAACGUUCCGAGUCGUGUUGAGCAAUGAAGAACUUGAUGCUUCUCUGUCAUCAUCAUCAUCAUGCUCAGCAGCAUGUGAAGAUACUAUCAUUCUGAACUUCACAAUGUGUGACCCUCCUGAAGAAGCAGCCGUUGCCGAAGGAAGUCAACCUAAAAGGCCAUGCCACAUAAACUGUGAGGCAAAAGAGUUGAUUGAAAAAAUCCUCACUACAAAGCCUGGCGGUGAACACAUCAUGCAAGAGUAUGCAAAAACCAAAUCCCUGAAAGAUGCCACCAGAAGACAGAUGAUAAACAUACUUGCUGCUGAGAUGACACAAACACAUGGGACAUCCCCCCCUAAAAAUGUCAGGGUGAUGUACGCACAGGAGAUAGUUGCUUUGUUUCCACAUCUGGAAGACCCAUAUUCACAACAUGGAUAUGAACAUUACUACGAUCCAGAGAGUGGUUCUGGAUACCUUGCAUGGCGGUUGAAGACCAUUCAAAGAAAAACUGCAGAGGAAAGAGGUGCUUCUGCCAGUAAAUCUCCCAAGAGUGGUGGGCCAGGUCAACCCAGACCCUUCACUGCUGACAAAGUGUUAUCUGAUGAGGAUGUGGAAGCAGCUAUUGCUGUUUUGAAACACUCUGCUGAUGAAGACACUGUCCGUGAGAAGAUGAAAGCUACCUUCAAUUAUCGUCAUUCAAUGGUCAACGAUGAAAAGAGAACAGCAGAUGUCUUCUCAGUCUUCCCGCGGUUUCUCGAUACACCAGGACUGAUAGAACAAGAUUUCAGGCUGCUAUUUGGUGAGCUGACAGCAAACAAGUUUUUGGAAAAGUGGCCCACCAGUCUCAAAGCAAAAGUAAUCACAGAAAGCCAAGGACUUGUACCGAGCACAGAGCUCCUAGAUUUGAUGAGGAAUGCUGAGUCAACUGUUGUGGUUGAGAAUGGCUGGGACAGUGACAUGUCCACCAUCUUGCUGCUCCUUCAUCUCUUGCCACCAUCUGCCCAGGGUAGGAAGAGGCCAGGGAAGAUGUCGGCAAGUCAGGCUGUGGAACACCUCAUCAAAUUCAUAAAAGCUGGAACCAGCGUGCAGCAGCAUCUCAAUAACAUCAGCCAAAGCAGCCAGCCUUACCUCCUCGCUCAGGGGCCCACGAGAAGCAGCAUCCACACCUUCUUCAUUGUCAUCGACAAGUACGCACUACCAUGUAAGGCAACAGGUUCAGUGGGAGCCCUUGACGAACUCUUUAAGGCCCAUUACAUCUUUGGUACCUCAUAUAGUCCUGCCCUUGCCAACUUUUUCACUUUUCUGCAAACAACUAUCUACAACAUUGACGUUGGGGAAACAAAGGAAACUCCCAGAGUUGCCGAAUUGCGAGCAAGAAUAAUGCAUUAGUGUCUGCUUAGAUCAAACAAUGAAGUGCUUUCUCUGCAGAAGUGACCAUGGGAGUCCAAACAGCCUUAUAAAACACCUUAAGGUAAUUCAUGGUCUCUGUACCAUGAAUAUUGUAGGCAUUAUUUGACACAGAGCUAGAGGCAAACAACUUUUAGAAGUGCUGCAAAGGGGGAAAACUUAGGACGCUGACACACACAGUUAGCAAGCCCAAGUCUCUCACAGAGGUAGUUCUCUGGUUGGUUCACGGUUAAAUGUAGGCCCUACAAUACGAUGAUUAAGGUUUUGUUUAUUUAUUUUAUAAACUGAUAUAUUCUGAGCACAGCGUUUCCAGCCACAGUGAUUAUACUUUCAUGCAGAUCAGUAAUUAAUCCUUUGAAUUUUAGUAAUUUCCUCUAGCAAUACAAAAGAGCAACACAGCAGCCAAGUCUUGUGGAUCCAUUGUUUUGGUCUCGCUGUGCUCUCCGCUGAUUGGUUUCAGAAACAUUGAUCUUAUUGGUUGUGUUAAACAGAGGGCAGGGCUCAUUAUCAUCUGGACAGUUAUUACGGCGUAAAAAGCGGCGUCUACUGUGGCUCUGUACAACGCCCGUGUAACAAAAACAAAACCCAAAAAAAAAAAAAAACGGCGCGUUUUACUGCACUUUGUCGCAUUAAAAGCGGCGUUUUAAGGCUCCCGGCAAAAGCGGCGCUUUACACAAGUAAAACUCCGCUUUUUGCGUCGUUUAAAUUAAAAAAACGGCCGUAAAAAGCGGUGUCUUAAGAGAGGUGGCGUUAAAAUAGUGGCGAUAUAUGGCACUUUAGGCUUUCCAUAGUGUGAGGACAAUGCAGUAACAGCAGAGACGCUGCCUCGCAUACUUCUACUAGGCCUAUAUACUUUUAGUAUGUACUGCAGCUGCCCUUAAAAAGUAUGUAGUGUAGUAUACAGUAUGCAUACAGUACUAUUGGACACACUACAUCCGCCAUCACAUCGCUCCCUGAACUCCGACCCUCUUGUUUACUUCCGUCGCCGUCCGUAGCGCCACAUUUGAAUAUUUUGUUUUGUUGUACUUCGGAGAUGCAGCAAAUCUCCUCUCGUCGAGCCCGCCAGAGUCGUGCAUACCGUCGGAGGUGCCGGAGAGCUCUGUUGCUGUUAUGUCGUAAUAUACGUUGUUGUUUCUAAUAAACUGAUGUGUUCACGUAAACAGUUCCAAGCCUAUUAUUAGUGACCUGUCUAUUGAACUAGUCACCAGUAGGCACAUUAACCCCCU